ACUUACUCCUAGGAGGUGGUAGGUAACAAACAAGUAAUAAAUCUGGUUAGUUUCAGUUUCACCAUGGAUGGAGUUCAAAUGGUUUGCAUUUAUGGGUUUGGACUAAUGAGUGGAUGUUUUGAGUUCAACUUUUCUCCAAUAGAAGGACCACCCGGACCCCCUGGUCCACCAUUUCCUCCGGGUCCUCCAUUUCCUCCUGGACCACCAGGCCCACCGACAUCAUUUCCACCUGGACCACCUGGACCACCAGGCCCACCAACAUCAUUUCCACCUUUUCCUUCAACUAGUCCCCCUCCACCACCUUUCCCUUCAACUAGUCCCCCUCCACCACCAUUUGAUUGCAAGUGCGGACAAGCCAAUUCCGGACCUGAAGCCAGUUCCGGACGUCAAAAUGUCUUUAGUUAUAUUAAAUUGGUUGAGAUUUCCUUGGCUGCUUUGGUAAAAUCUCCCGAUCUAUCAGCCUUAGACAAUCUACCAUUUUGUGGAGCAACUCUCAUCAGCGACCAGGAAGUUUUGACAUCAGCCAGCUGUUCAAAAUCCCAUCUGAUGACAUAUGUUGUGCUGGGACAAGAUGAUUGGAAUAAUUCAACAGCUGACGAGCGCGUGCAUGGUGUUUGCGGCAAAAUAGAACACCCCCUUCAUGUCCAGUUCGAGGAUUAUGAUGAUUAUGAUUAUGCUAUACUUCGUCUCUGCCACCCUGUCACCUUCUCUAAGACGAUAUUACCAGUCUGUCUGCCCGCCGUCAGAGGUCAAGGAACUCACCUGGAAAAUAAGGCGACCAUUAUAUCUGGUUGGGGUAUAUCAGAAUCUGGCUUUAAAUCAGCAACCGCCACAGAAGCACAGGUAACAACUUUGCCCAACGAGGAAUGCUGCAAUCCAGAUUCUACAAAAUACGACUGCGCCACUAUUACGGAUAGAAUGAUUUGUGCUAAAUCUUCUGUGGGUUUUUGCCAGGCGGAUUUGGGAGGUCCUCUAACCAAAAGGAAUGUUGUGAAUGGCUCACAUCAAUUGGUUGGCAUUGUAUCUCGUGGAGCAAACUGUUUAAAGGAUUAUCCUGCUGUUACAGCUCGUAUCACUAAUCAACUGGAUUGGAUUGAAUCCAACAUGGUUGGGGGGACCUGCCCUGCCGCCUAAUCAGCUCAGCUGAUAUGGGGGGGGGGUGUCUGCCCCCAGCCCCAACUGAUCAGGGUGGUGGGAAAUAUAACCUUUAUAACCAGCUCAUGACCUGACCUAAAAACCAGCUCUUGAUUUGAUCGGAGGCUAUUGACCUCCCUGAUAAGAUUGGAGGCCCCUGACCUUCCUGAUAAGCUUCGCUGAUCGGAGGCACCCCCUAUAAAAUUUGAAACACUAACAUUCGAAGAUUAGCGCUGUUUUCUAAUGUUAGUUUUAAUUUUCACAUUUAUUUG
Messenger RNA from Eurytemora carolleeae, 1406 nucleotides. RefSeq names its product trypsin-7. The transcript is spliced from 17 exons. Lineage: Eukaryota; Metazoa; Arthropoda; Copepoda; Calanoida; Temoridae. Gene Ontology annotation, molecular function: serine-type endopeptidase activity. Bases 64 to 1134 code for a protein of 356 amino acids. Gene Ontology annotation, biological process: proteolysis. The record is from RefSeq and is a predicted model, not a curated record.